AUCUUCAACCUAGCCUAUGGGUACACUCGCAAUGGCCGCAAUCAUUGAUAUGAAUGAGGAGGCCCUUUCUAUUCACUCUAUUUCUAUGGGCUACACACCAUCAUAAACACAGGAGGAGUUUGGCUCGACACAGGCAUGCUCUGGUCUCCACAGUAUGGGGAAGGAGACUUGGAUAAGGCAGGAAUGAGAGAAGGUCUUGCCUCCCUUGGAAUUGUAGUGCUUUACUGGAAGGUCCUUAGUCGGCAGGGGAAUGCACAGAGAGACAAAGACGGUAGGAGAGGGAGGAGGAGUGGAGAUGUCAAUGUGACACAGUGGAGAAAAGAAAGUGACACAGCAGAAAAUUACUGGGUGAGUUUCCAUGAAGAGGAGAAUGCAAGUCUUUAAGAGGCAAUAGUAAAUGAACACAGUUAAUUGAAUCAGUGAUUCAUUCAAAUGUGAAAUAUGUGCAUUUGGUAAAAGAGAGCAAAGGAGAGAGACAGAAAGAAGAACAUUAGCCAGAAGAAAGAGAGAGGAAAACAACAAGUCAAGGAACCCUUGGUGAGUAAACAGUCACCCAGUCCCUAGAUAGAUCCUUCAACAGUAUCUCAUCAUGGUGAACCUGGACCUGAGGUCUCUCACCCUGCCGGUGGGCAUCAUCCGUAUGUUGGAGGUGGUCUUCACCUGUAUCACCUUCAGUCUGGUGGCCUCGGCAGGCCAUGUGCUCUCCACACACUGGGACUGGUGCAUGUUCACCUGGUGCUUCUGCUGCUUCUUCUCCCUCUUCAUCCUCAUCAUGGAGUUCACCCGCUUCAGCGCCAAGGUGCCCAUCUCCUGGGAUGACUUCACCACGGCCUUCGCCGUGCUGGCCACACUAAUGUGUUUCACCUCCUCCAUCAUCUACCCCACCUUCUUCACCUGCCCCACCUGCUACCGCCAGAUUGCUGCCACCGUCAGCUCCCUACUCUGUUUUGGAUUGUACGUCGGCGAGGUGGUGUUGGCCCGCCUCCGGCCCGGUGGUGAGAUCAGUGGCUUCCUGUCCACUGUCCCGGGCCUCCUCAAGAUCCUGGAGACUCUGCUGGCCUGUAUUAUCUUUACGUCGCUGGAUCCGGCAAGGUUUCUGUUUCAUCCGGGACUGCAGUGGUGCGUGGCGGUUUAUUCCCUCUGCUUCAUCUUCGCACUCGUCAUCAUCUUCCUCACCGUCGGUCAGCUGCUGUCGCUCUUCCCCUUCUCGUUUGACAAACUGCUCACGGUCUAUAAUAUUCUGGCCACCAUGAUGUACAUGACUGCCAUGGUCAUCUGGCCGCUGUAUAGUUUCGAGAACAACCCCCGACCCGUUCCGUGUUCCCCCUGUCCCUGGGACAAUCUGGUUGUGGUGACGUUCAUGACCGUGAUCAACCUGGUGAUCUAUAUUUUGGAUACGAUCUACUCGAUAAAGGUGGUCUUCUUCAAAUUGGAUGAGGAAUAGGCCAGAUUCUCAGGAACCUUCACUCCAACUUUUCCAGAACCGGUCAAUGACUGACACACUAUCAUAUUGCAUGGAGAAACUACUGUUUACUGAAUAAGAAACUCCAGCACGUUGGUAAUCUUGAUUCUCCACACAUGGUUGAAAAUAUCCAUUUCAUUUCUAGAGAAUGAAGAGUUUAUUUUCAAAUCAAUGACUGAGAGCUUGGAAGAAGAACAAUUGCAGAACGUUGGCAGAACAUUUGCUGAUGUCUUUUGCUUCAGACAUGUGGAAGAUAUUUAGUUAUUCCUAUAACACUGUAAAUGAACUCUUAUUGCAGAUGAGGAUUCUACAGGCAAGGACACACUGUUUAUCACUUGUAGCUAUUAAAGUGUGCAGUAGGAAGCUGAGUUAAUGAUUGAUCGUAUCGAUUUCAUAGAAAUAAAAAAUACAGAAUUUUGGAUCCUGAUGCAAAUACAAUAUGCAAAUACAAUCUAAUCUGGCAACAUGGUAUGUAUAACCGUUCCUUUGGGCCAAAGGCACUAGCAGCAAUAUAGAUUCUGCCAAUUGCAAAGGAUUUGUGAUCUUAUAUUCAUGUUGACCACUUCUUUCUUGGUUGUUAGACAUGUUCUCUUGUUGUACUGCUAGUUGGCUCACUAACUGCCAGAUAGUUGAUUACCUGCUGAAGUGCUAUGUGGACUGCACACUAAAAACAAAUGGUUCUACAGUAUAUAGUGCCAAAUAAUAGUUAUUUGGCUCAUAACGAUAGUGUAUCCUAUUUUGGUACUAUAUAGAACCCUUUUUUGAAGGUUCUAUAAAGAACCAUGUUCACAAGGUUUUAAAUGGAACUAUUAUGGUGCUAUAAAGAAACCUUCCCUAAGGUUCUAAAAAUAACUUUAAAAAAGGUUCUACAUAGCACCAAAAAGGGUUCCGCUAUUAUUACAACCCUUUUUGGUGCUAUAAAGAACCCUUUUUAAUGGUUAUUUAUAGAACCUUUAUGGAGAAUGGUUAUAUUAAAUUAAGAACAUUUCUCAAUCUCAAAGGUUCUACAAAGAACCCUUUGAAGAACCAGAGAGAGAUAUUUAUUCUGGUUAGACAUAUACUGUUAAAAUUUAAUCAGGUGUGGUAGCUCUGGAACAGCUGGGGUUCUCUGAGGAGAGAAUUGAGAACUGCUGGUUUAGGUAUUUUUAAAAGACUGGAGUUGGAAGGGGACUCAACUCAAGAACUGAUCUUUCAUUAUGAUGUUGACCUUUUCUUAGACGCCCAUAGAAUAGGGAGAGGUAAUCAGAGAAAGUUUGUGUACAGGACAGGGGACCUUCUCCAUUGAAGUGUACCAUCUUUCAGAUGCAGACAUAGGGUGCAUUCAAAAUGUCCAGUAGUGCACUAUAUAGGGAAUAGGGUGCCAUUUCGGAAGCAUCCAUAGACACUUCAUUCUGUCUGCUUUUGAAUGGGCUUGACGAUUAUAUCCUCAAAUUCAUGAAAACACAGUCAUGUAAGAUAUAUAAAAACUGAUAUUCGUGUUUGUGGAUUAAUUUACUUCUGUUAGAUGCCUUUCAUUAACCUCUAUGGGAUCGGUGACCCACCCUCAGGAGGGUUGAGUUAACGUGCGCUAAUGUGAUUAGCAUGACAUUGUAAGUAACAAGAACAUUUCCCAGGACAUAGACAUAUCUUAUAUGGGCUGAAAGCUUAAAUUAUUUUUAAUCUAACUGCACUUUCCAAUUUACAGUAGCUAUUACAGUGAAAUAAUACCAUGCUAUUGUUUGAGUGCACAGUUAUGUACUUGAAAAUGUAUCAAUAAACCAGUUAGGCACAUUUGGGCAGACUUGACACAACAUUUUGAACAACAUUUUGAACAGUAAUGCAAUGGUUCAUUGGAUCAGUCUAAAACUUUGCACAUACACUGCUGCCGUCUAGUGGCCAAAACCCAAAGGGCACCUGGACUCCUAAGUGAUAUGAUGGCCUUUCUAUUGCAUUUCAAAGUUGAUGGGACAAAAAAUAAUAAUUGAAAACUCAUGUUUUUUCUUUGUAUUAUCUUUUAGGUAUGUCAUUUUAGGCAAAAUGUAAAACAAUUUGCCUACAAAAUACUUGCAUAGUGUAUAGCAAUGAUUGACAACCAAAAUCUACGGCAACAUGCUAACAAUAGAGAUGUGUGAAUGAUUAAUGACACACAUGAACCUUUGUUCCCUCUCAGCUCACUGUAUGAUUGAACCAGAGAGUGUUGGACAAGGGCUGUGCAACUCAAACAAAUGUUCAGAUAUAUAUAGAUUGUGUAAAAUGUAUCAUUAAGAAAAGGGAAUCGUGUCAGUUCUUGUCAUUGUCUAUCCGCAACAGUCCUACUGGUUCACGUCAUUCGUUACACUCCCUGGUGUGAUCAUGUUAAUCAUUACCCAAAGGAUGUGUUGAUGUGGGUUGCUAGGCUGUGUUGCCAUUUGUAGUUUAUGACUCAAUAACAAUAGACCUACUGAUCAACGUAACCAACAUGAAAAUAGCAGAAGUGAUACUGUAUUUUGCUCAAUAAAAAGAAGUGACAGAUUUCACAGUUGUAACUUCUGUCUGCUGAAGCGUGAGCUAAAUAGUGGCUCAAUCACAUGACUGAGAAUAAAAAAAUCAGACUCUCAUUGUACUUCUGAAAAGUUUCAUUAAGUUUGAUGUAUAAACCAGUCUGGAGCGAAGAUAGAUUUGGAAUAUAUGUCAUUAGAGAGAAAAGGGCUUGUUCUUGCUGCAUUGUCUAUUGUCAAAUAAAAAAUGAUUUGUCAUAUGCACAGGAUUCAGUGAAAUGUAAACAGUACAGUGAAAUGCUUGCAAGCUCUCCUGUCAGCUUUUGUUGUUCUUCUGAAUCGACAAAGACUGAGUUUUUCUGUUGUUGCUGUGUUUGAGCCGCUACAGUUAGUUUACAUGCAAAAUGUUGGGGAAGUGAGGUUUUGUGGUUUGUGCAUAAUGUGACUGACCGGACUCUACCUUGGAUAAUUUCUACAGAAGGCCACUCCGAAUGACAAAGAGCAGGUAAUAGUCCUGGGAAGUAAAAAGUUAGCAAAACUAUGAGGUACUUAAGUUGGGACUAAAGACUUAUGAUUUAUGGAUACACUUCAUUUCUCAUAACUAUGGACACACUUUCAAGGUGCAUACUUGGACAUCAGAUGUGCAAACAAAGUUGAACGUUUUUCAAAUAAAAUGUUCACAGAAUCCUUC
This is a messenger RNA of Oncorhynchus kisutch (coho salmon), 4609 nucleotides long. Its product is annotated as myeloid-associated differentiation marker homolog. The record is from RefSeq and is a predicted model, not a curated record. Gene Ontology annotation, cellular component: membrane. The transcript has 2 exons. NCBI's taxonomy places the organism in Eukaryota, Metazoa, Chordata, Actinopteri, Salmoniformes, Salmonidae. Bases 590 to 1444 code for a protein of 284 amino acids.